Fusarium graminearum PH-1 is the source of this 867-nucleotide messenger RNA. RefSeq lists its product as uncharacterized. The record is from RefSeq and is a predicted model, not a curated record. The transcript is spliced from 2 exons. The coding region runs from base 1 to 867 and encodes 288 amino acids. NCBI's taxonomy places the organism in Eukaryota, Fungi, Ascomycota, Sordariomycetes, Hypocreales, Nectriaceae.
AUGGUAAUCUCCCAGUCAGUCACGUUCCGUUUCAACUCGAACGUCUCGGUCAAAUGCGCACUACAAAACCUACACAUGGUGGAUCCUCAGAGGCCUGGAUAUACCGUCUUUUCCGAUGAGGCCAUCAUCUUCUUCAACUUGUUAGUCCUUAUCGCUAUCAUCGUGCUUGAGUACUUGAGGAGAGUGAGAGGACUCCUGAAUCCAGAUUCAAGAGAUAGCGAUAAUAUCACGACGCCGAUGAAGGAGCCCACAAACGAUUCUGCAAUUGAGCUUACGACCAACUCAGCCACUGAAGCCAUCACAAACCCUAUCGAUACGGGUACUAUGGAACACCGGUUUUGGCUGCACCUUGGCUUAGAAAACUUUGAAUCCAGCUUCCUCCUGGAGCUCAUAUGGAUGCUCUUCUAUUUUACAUUCGGGUUGGCGAAUCUUUGCAAGUUUCUCGUUGAUCAACAAGCCGACAUUGGAGCUAUCGAGCCUAGUUUCGGUCAGCUCGUGCCUAUCUUCUUGCUUGCUCAUCCAUUCAUAUCCGCCUCAGAAGCAUUUCCAAGGCCCAGCUUCAACCUGAACCGAUCGUCGACCCUCCAAAGACAAGACAUUUCCUCACCCUUUGCGUCAAAGGCUACGCUUCUCUGUGUUGUCUUUGUAUACGCUUCUAUCCUAGUAAUAUGGGCGUUGAUGUUUGCUGCUGUUAUUCCGGACGCGUAUCCUCUAACAGCUUUAGCUUGCCUCUAUACCGCCGUUACUCACAGGCGAAUAUACUGGAAAUAUGUUCGAAAGUUUUUCAAUGCGGUCUGGAUAUUUCUCAAGUUUCUGUGCAAUUUCACGAUGCAUUACUGGGAUUCCUGUAAGAAAAAGACGACAUAG